UCGGAAUAUGGGUAGGAAACAAAGAACUCGAUGUGAUAGCGUGUUGUAGUAACGCUGUCUCAAUAUGGCUGGAGCUUCGUCGGUAGCCGGUGAAGUGUUUGUUGACGCUUUACCGUAUUUUGACCAGGGCUAUGAUGCUCCCGGUGUCAGAGAAGCAGCUGCUGCUUUGGUGGAGGAGGAAACACGGCGAUACAGACCUACAAAAAAUUACCUGAGUUACCUGUCAACGCCGGAUUUCUCAGCUUUUGAAACAGAGAUCAUGAAGAAUGAGUUUGAGAGACUUGCUGCACGCCAGCCCAUGGAGCUUCUCAGCAUGAAGAGAUACGAGCUGCCCGCCCCAUCGUCAGGCCAGAAGAACGACAUGACGGCGUGGCAGGAUUGCGUGAAUAACUCGAUGGCCCAGCUGGAGCACCAGGCAGUGCGCAUAGAGAACCUGGAACUCAUGGCACAGUACGGCACCAAUGCCUGGAAGGUGUCUAAUGACAACUUCGCGUUCAUGAUCGAAAACGCACAGAAGGAGCUGCAGAAGGUUAGGAAGCACAUUCAGGACUUAAACUGGCAGCGGAAGAACGAUCAGCUCACUGGAGGGGCCAAACUGCGAGAACUGGAGUCCAACUGGGUGUCCCUCGUGAGUAAGAACUACGAGAUCGAGCGAGCCAUCGUGCAGCUGGAGAACGACAUCAGCCAGCUGAGGCAGCAGCAGGGAGAAGAGAACAAGGAGAACAUCCGACAGGACUUCUAGUAAGUGACAUGCCUGUCCAGCACAAUCUGGAACAACAGAUGGAUGCACCGUCAAAAAAUGAUGCAAAGUCUGCAGAAAAGACAUUUCUGAGAAGAGUGUGGAGAUUUGUUUCCAUACUGUGAAGUUAGCAGAGGAAGUGGUGUGGUAUUUUUGAAAGCUUGCUACAAUACAGUUCAGCAAGAAUUCUUUGGAUUGUAGGUUUUUUUUUUUUUUUUUUUUUUUUUUUUUUUUU
Pangasianodon hypophthalmus (striped catfish) is the source of this 974-nucleotide messenger RNA. RefSeq names its product BCAS2 pre-mRNA processing factor (gene bcas2). Gene Ontology annotation, biological process: mRNA processing. Lineage: Eukaryota; Metazoa; Chordata; Actinopteri; Siluriformes; Pangasiidae. The record is from RefSeq and is a predicted model, not a curated record. Gene Ontology annotation, cellular component: Prp19 complex; catalytic step 2 spliceosome; precatalytic spliceosome. The transcript has 7 exons. Bases 65 to 742 code for a protein of 225 amino acids.